This is a messenger RNA of Vidua macroura (Pin-tailed whydah), 1174 nucleotides long. RefSeq names its product 3'-5' RNA helicase YTHDC2-like. Gene Ontology annotation, cellular component: intracellular anatomical structure. Bases 212 to 1174 code for a protein of 320 amino acids. Gene Ontology annotation, molecular function: RNA binding. NCBI's taxonomy places the organism in Eukaryota, Metazoa, Chordata, Aves, Passeriformes, Viduidae. The transcript has 7 exons. The record is from RefSeq and is a predicted model, not a curated record.
CAGUGCCACGUUUUGGCCACAGCCAUACACAUACCUCGGUACUAGGCAGGCUUGGCCCUACCGUCGGGAAAAGAGCCAAUUUCCUUCCCUUCGGGCCGACGGGGCUGUGGGUGACUCCACGCAGGCCCCGCCCGCCGCCAGCGCCGCCCCUCGGGCCGAGCAGCUGCGGCCCCCGAUCCGUGUGGGGCCGUGUCGGGGCCGUGUCGGGGCCAUGUCGCGACACAGGCGGGUUCUGCGGCGGCAGCCCGGCGGGGCUGCGGGGGACUGGGCUGCCGGCGCCGCGGGGCGCGCCCGGGCCGAGGCCCUCAGGGAGGUCGGCGUGGACGAGGUGGUGGAAAUGGCGGUGCAGCUCGCCCUGGAGCGGUUCCGGAGCGGGGACGAGGCGGAGAUGGAAUUUCCUUCUAGUUUCACUAGUACUGAAAGAGCAUUUGUUCACCGUCUCUGUCAGUCUCUUGGACUGGUAUCUAAAAGCAAAGGAAAAGGAGCCAAUCGCUACCUGACUGUAAGGAAGAAGGAUGUAUCAGAGGCACACGCAGGCAUGACUUGUGGCUUGGCUCUCCGUACGAAACACGCUGUUCGGAGUCUGAUUCAGCGCUUUCCCGUCACAAAUAAGGAAGGCACGGAACUCCUGCCAAGGACAGAGCGAGGAAAUGCCUGUGCUGUUGAAUCUGAAAACAAAGAAGUAAACAAGAUAACUUUUCGACUUAAUGAUGGUAUCCCCCAGGUCCCAGUGAAAAGAGGGGAAUCAGAGUUUGAUUCCUUCAGGCAGUCACUACCAGUUCUUGAGAAACAGGAAGAAAUUGUCCAAAUAAUAAAGGACAAUAAAAUUGUUUUGAUCAUAGGAGAGACUGGAUCAGGAAAAACUACGCAAAUUCCUCAAUUUAUCCUUGAUGACUGCUACAAGAAUGGAACUGCCUGUCGUGUGUUCUGUACUCAGCCCAGACGUUUAGCAGCUGUUGCUGUGGCUGAAAGAGUGGCAGCAGAAAGAAGAGAGAAGAUUGGCCAGACAAUUGGUUACCAGAUCCGGUUAGAAAGCAGGGUUUCUCCAAAGACACUGGUAACAUUCUGCACUAAUGACAUGCUCCUUGGCACGCUGAUGGCAGGAGACAGCACCCUCUCCACCGUGACCCAUGUUAUUGUGGUGAGCAUCCUGUGGUCUUUCAUGUGGGGAUGA